Labrus mixtus (cuckoo wrasse) is the source of this 1177-nucleotide messenger RNA. RefSeq names its product FGFR1 oncogene partner 2 (gene fgfr1op2). Bases 180 to 902 code for a protein of 240 amino acids. The transcript is spliced from 6 exons. NCBI's taxonomy places the organism in Eukaryota, Metazoa, Chordata, Actinopteri, Labriformes, Labridae. Gene Ontology annotation, biological process: response to wounding. The record is from RefSeq and is a predicted model, not a curated record.
CGCAAGGGGCUAGCGUUAGCCACUUAAAUCCCCUCAACACUCUUAGCAGCGUAAGAUUUUAAUGUUUUAUCGACGUUUUCAAACCUCACAACGGUUCGUUUUCUUUUUAAAAACGCAAUAGAGUCGCAUAGGAACCUCUACUUGUUGCUGCUUAAUGGAUACUUACUAGCCGGGAGCUAAUGUUAGCUACCAAACAUCAACAGGAAGUAACGGACGGGCUAAUUCCAAUGUCUUGCACUUUGAGUUCCCCAGGCAUGAAUUGUACCAUAGAGAAGGUCCUGGCAGAUGCCAAAUCACUGGUGGAAAGGCUUCGUAACCAUGACAACGCUGCUGAAAUGUUAAUUGAACAGACGACGUCGCUCAACAAGCGCGUUGAGGCCAUGAAACAGUAUCAGGAGGAGAUCGACUCAUUAAACCUGGUUGCACGACAUCGUCCACGUUCUAGUCUGGUUCUAGGAAUCCAACAGGAGAACCGUCAGAUAAGAGAGCUACAGCAGGAAAACAAAGAGCUACGGACGUCGUUGGAGGAACAUCAGUCUGCAUUAGAGCUUAUAAUGACCAAAUACAGGGAACAGGUGUUUAGGCUCCUCAUGACCAGCAAGAGAGACGACCCAGCCAUUGUAACCCAGCUGAAGGAGCAGCACACCACGGAAAUGCAAGCGCACAUAGACAAAAUCAACGAGAUGGCCUCUGUGAUGAGAAAGGCGAUAGAGGUGGAUGAAGGCAGGACCUGUGAAGACGAGGAGAGGAUUAAACAGUUAGAGCUGGAGAACAACGGACUACGAGAGCUGCUGGGAAUCAGUCGAGAAGCUUUCCUGGUUUUGAAGAGAGACGACAUAUCAGAGAACACUUCACUGUCACCACUGCUCACGAGCGCUGACGUCAGUUUACGAAAGAGUUAGAGCGCCCAUCCCCCCCCCCCCCCCCCCCUCCGUACCGCUGCCACAACUGUGUACAGUCUUUACAGUGUGUUGCCACAUACUACUUAAUUUUUUUUCACCAUCUCCUCCUGGUGCAUUCAUAGCAUGAUGCUCCUGAGCUGUGCUCCUGUCUGGUGAUUCAGACACAGUGUUUCUGUUAUGUUUGCUAGAAUGCACGAGUCCUGGGGUGCCUGCAAGGUUUGAAAGUGUGAAUGUGUAAGAGAAGGGAUUGAUUCAAAAUAAAUCUGUAAACAUGA